CCCAUGUAGGGAGCUAGUGGAUGCAGUUGUCAUGGAAAUGGAAGAGACUCCUCCGUCGGUUCGUGGUGCUGUUGCCAUGGAAAUGCCAGUAGGAGAUGCUCUUUCUGUAGUGGGCGAGGAGAAGAGCGUGCAGCUGUUUCCUAAGGAGCGUCGGGAGUUUAUUCAGCACCUUGGACAGCAGCAGUGUGUCGGGCCACAUUUCUGUCAUAUGAGAUAUUAUAUGCUUAUUGUAAUCGGGGAAAUUUCAACGGACCAUCAGCUCAAUAAAGUAAAAGAACAUAUUAAACAGGGCAUCCGUUCGUGGGCAAUAGAUCUAAAGGUUUGUGACCUGAACCAAGAGUUGCGGCUCUUCGAGACCAAGCAUUCUGCCCAAUUCUCGUCAGAGGUGAAAGGACAAAGAAUUCUGCAAUACAAGAGUGAUGUCCUUGAGACAGUUGUGUUAGUGAAUCCAUGUGAGGACAAUAUUGCAAUAGAGAUCAGAACUCUACUCUGUGACUCAGCUAAACAAAAGUUACUGGUCCUAAGUGGUCAGAGCACUGAACAAGGUGGUGACAUUCUUUUACAAAGUGGUGUGUUUGGCUUGAAGAAAUUCACUGACAUCAUUACAAGUCAAAGAAUUAAAGACUUCCUGAUCCAGUCAAGUCCAGACGAGCGAGUGAGUCUGACAGUGUGCUGUGCGGGAGAGGGGGCCUGGAGCUCCCAGGGGCUGAAUCAGGAGCACUGUGUGCUGGACUACAGUCUGAACCCUGACCCUGUACUGCCUGAGAUGGAAGGAGUGGCAGAGUUUACAGAGUAUGUCUCAGAGACUGUGGACGUCCCCUCCCCCUUUGAGCUGCUGGAGCCUCCCGCCUCAGGGGGGUUCUUGAAGCUGUCCAAGCCCUGCUGCUACAUCUUCCCUGGAAGCAGGGGUGACUCAGCCCUGUUUGCUGUCAAUGGCUUCAACAUUUUGAUUGAUGGUGGUUCAGACCGGAAGUCUUGCUUUUGGAAGCUGGUGCGACACUUGGAUCGGAUAGAUUCUGUUCUUCUUACCCACAUUGGAGCAGACAAUUUGCCCGGGAUAAAUGGCCUGUUGCAGAGGAAAAUUGCGGAGCAAGAGGAGGACCAGUCUCAUGGCUCAAAUGCAUAUGGAGAAUGGAUGAAAAACCUGAUUUCUCCAGAGCUCGGUGUGGUGUUUUUCAAUGUCCCAGACAAGCUGAAGAUGUCAGAAUCAACUCUGAAAGUGAAAAGGAGCAUUGAGGAGGCCUCUCUGACCUUGCAGUACCUGAGCAAACUAGGCAUAAGACCAGAGCCUCUUUAUCGAGUUGUUAGCAACACAAUCGAUCCUGUCACGCUUUUUCACAAGCUGGGUGUUGGCAAGCUAGACAUGUACAUUCUAAACCCCAUCAAAGAAAGUAAGGAGAUGCAGUUCUUCAUGCAGAAGUGGGCAGGUAACAGCAAGGCUAAGACUGGCAUCAUCAUGGCCAAUGGUAAAGAAGGAGAAAUUUCUGUACCAUACCUCACAUCCAUAACAGCCCUUGUUGUCUGGGUUCCUGCCAGCCCCAAAGAAAAAAUUGUGAGGGUGCUGUUUCCUGGAAAUGCUCCACAGAAUAAAAUUUUAGAGGGACUAGAAAAGCUGCGGCAUCUUGACUUCUUACGCUAUCCAGUCGCUACUCAGAAAGACAUAUCAUUCGGAGCUCCCCCUCCAGCGAUCAAACAAACCAAACUUAAACCAAGAACUGACAGCAGAGAGAGCCUAAAAUCUUCGCCGAAAAUGCAUGCCACUACUAAAGCAAGCAAGAGAGAGGCAAACGAGGAUAUUGAAUCAAAGAGUGACUCAGUAAAGGAGAACAAAGUUGAAAAGAAGCCAAAGAAGUUGAAGGAGAUUAUUAAAACUCCCAAACCAGUGAAAGCUAGUGCAGAUGCAACUGAUACAGCAAAGCUAGAGAAAAAGAAAUUGCUGAAAGAGAAAUCUCCUAAAAAACAUAUAAAGGAAAAGAUAUCAAAAAUGGAAGAAAAGAAAGAUAAAGAAAAGAAGGAAAUUAAGAAAGAAAAGAAAGACGUGAAAAAGCAGGAAUCAGUUAAGAAAGACGACAAUAAAGAAUCCAAAAUGAAGGACGAUAAGGAUAAGAAGACAGAGGUAAGUAGGCCAGAGUUCAGGAAAAUUACCAAACCUGACUUAAAGCCCUUCACACCUGAGGUCAGAAAGACCCUGACCAAAGCAAAGGUUCAAGCAAAGCCUAAGACAGAAAAAACUAAAGCAGUCAAAGAACAAGAAAACAGACCUGCUGCUCAACAAGUCUCAAAAGAGAAACAGGAAAAUGACAGAUCCCUGGUGUCCUCUCCAGAGGAUCUUUCAAAGGAUUUUGAAAUAUUGAGACAAGAGGAACUUUCAGCAGCUACAGAAAGCAGAAUACUCACAAAUCUUCAGUCCGCAACAUCUCCAGACACAAAAGUUAUUCAUAUUGAGUCUCCUGUUGAUGAAGGCGUAAUCACUACAGACAUCAAGAUGGAAUCCUCUCAUGAAGAAAAGCAACCAUAUGGAGGAAAGACUAUAUCCCUGACAAAAGAAGGAGAGAAAUUUGAAGAAGGUGCUUCUACAGAUUUUGACUAUGAGGAGGAAUGCAACAAAGAUACAAAGAUUGAUACAAUUUCAGACAUCAUAGGAAAAGUGGAUGACAAAAAGUGGCAGGACAUGAAGGAGGAAGAAGAGGAUUUUGAAAAAAAAAUUAAAAAGUGUGACAGUGAAGAGGAAGAUGUUAUUGAGAAAGCCGAGUUGGAGGAAGCAGAGGACAUAAUUCGUACAGAAGAGCUGAAAUACAAAUCAGAGGAGGCCAAAAAGGAAAAACUUGGUAAGGACUGGGACGGCAAGCAGAGUGACAAUAAAUUUGUCAAACCUGCUGGUGCCACCGAGCAUGUCUCCUUCAUCCAAGAUGAGACCAUUCCUGGAUACUCAGAGACUGAACAGACCAUUUCUGAUGAGGAGAUCCAUGAAGAGACCGAGGACAGGAUCCCUCAUCUCAGCUAUGAUGUUGGCUCUUAUGAUGUUUCUGUCCCCGAUGAACCUGGCACUUUCGACUCUGUCCAUGGUGUGAAAGAAAUGAAACCUCCAGCCAUUUCAGUUGGAUCCGAUUUUACUGCAAAGGGAAGUAGUGUGGGUCAAGAGCCAGUUUUAGGUUUUACUACAAAUAUUAUUGCAGCACCUUUAGCUGAAGAGGAACAUAUAUCUUCAGCCACGUCCAUUACAGAGUAUGAUAAAUUAUCCUCUUUCACAACAUCUGUUACUGAAGAUCACUCUAUUGCAUCUGUGACAGCACCUCCUACUGAGGAAACAGGGAAAACCUCCUUAGUGUUGGACACUGUCAACAGUGUACCAUCAUCCAAUCAAACAGAAGGAAGAGAGUACUUACAUUCAGCUGGCACAAUCUCUCCAACAUCAUCUUUAGAAGAAGACAAAUGCUUCAAGUCACCUCCAUCAGAAGAAUAUCAACCCAUUGUUCCAGAGCUGGAAAGUACCAGUAAGACCAGUGCUCAGGCACAUGAAGAUGAUGAGGAAGAUGAGGAAGAGGAUGAAGAUCAGACACCCAAUGUUGACAUGCCUCUCGGAAAACUCCAUGAAGGUUACGCAUCUGCUGCAAUGCAAGGCAAAGAACAAGCCUUCGAUAAAUCCUCUUCCUCAAUGGGAACUUUUCCCUCCCCUGUAACACCUGCUGUCUCACAAGUGAAGGAUGAAGAAGUGUCAUCACUUUCUCAGCUUGAGCCCAAAACUGAAAAUGUUGAGAAACCUCUAUCCUCUACAACUUACUUCUCUAGCACACGAGAGAGGAGCAGUGCUUUAGAACUGGAAGAGAGGAGCCUAAGUCCAGAUGAUAGCACGUUGAGCACAAUGAGGGUGGCUUCACCUACACAGUCAGGCCCUACUAGCAGUAGCUACUCCCCUACUGAGGAGAAGGUACAGAAAUUCUUACCUAUGGAGAAAGAGGAUAAAAUGGAGAAGAUCACAAGUGACACUGAAACUUUUACAAAAUAUGAAGAAGUGGCAUUAGGUGACGCUAAUAAAAAGACGAGCUCUGUGAAAAUAUUGGAGGCUGAAAGUGACCCUUUCAAAAGUUGCCUCUCAAGCACACGGGCAACAUUUGAUGACUCAGGUGAAGAAGAGGAAGAGGAAGAAGAAGAGGAGGAAGAUGAGGAAGAGGAAGAUGAUUAUUAUGGAAAGGGGGAUUUCAAGACUUCCAGUAAAACUAAAUACAAAGAAGAAAGAGAAAGCACAUUCCUUGAUGAGGAUGACUGUUCUGAGCCCCCACAGCCCCUAAAAGAGGAGGGACUGUUUGUAAAAGAAAAAGAGAGAGUGGAUAAGGAUGAUAAACAAGAAGGCAUGACCUACUUAGAUAAAGAGCACAAAUCCCAGAUGCUCAGCUCUGAAGAGGAGGAAGAGAGUGAGGCUGAAGAUUGCACUUUCUCCAGUGUAAAAAUGCCUCAGGGCAAGUCAGAUCCAGGGUCAGUAGGUCAAGGCAAAAAGGAUGUGUCUUUCUUGGAGAGAGAUGACACAACAGUGACCUCCAAAGAUGGUGAUAAAAGUGUACACUUUGACUUAUACACUUUCCCUGAGCAUGAAAAAGGUCAUAAGGAAGAGUAUAUGCGGGAAGUGAGACAAGAUACACCUUAUGUAGGAAAAUGUUUUACAUAUUCUGAUGUAUAUGAUAGUAAAUCUAGUUCAGUUGAUUCAUACUCCCCCAAUUUACCAAAGGACUUUAGUGACAAAUUUGAUGAAAAUUAUGGUUUCCUGAAGGAAUCAGAGGAAAAAGAUUCCACAUUUAUGUUUAUGGAAACUACAAAGACAUCAGAUUUUGAAGAAUCUCAUCUCAAGGAAGCGUCUUCAUCAUCAAACAAUGAAACAAAAACCCUGUAUGGGCAUGACAGUUUAGAAGAAAAACCUACAGACAAACUAACUAAAGUUGAACAAGAAAAAUACUUACAUUCUUUCUCACCAGAAAGAGACCCCUUUUCUGUUAAUGUUGAUAAGCCUACUGUCAGUGCAAAGACAGAAAUUAGUGCUGCUCCAUUAAGUGAUUAUCUAGAUGACCUCAUUGCUUCAGGUUACUCUGCAAAGAGCAGCAGUUCCACCGUGACUCAAUCUUUGAGUGAUGUAAAAGGAGCAACAGUGGGAGACUUGAAAAUGUUGGCACAUGGAGAGGAGGCUGAUGAAGAAGAAUACGAGGAUGAAGACGAGGAUGAUGAUGACAAUGACAUGUACACAAGACGGGUUAGUGACAGUGGUGUGGAGAGGGGUGCCAAAGACAGACUGGAGAAAGAAUUAACCUCAUUCAGUGGUACCACCACCAGUGUAUUGCCUUCUGACUUUAAGGAGAAUAUCUCACAGGACUACAACCUUGGCCCUGACAGUUAUGGUAAACCCCCAACUUCUGAUUCAUCAGAACCCACAAUCGGUCACAAAACCCUAGAAGAGCCAGUCAAAAUGACUAAAGGUGACACCUCCUCAUUACCAUCUGGCAGGCAGAUGACAGAAUAUGCCUCUGGAUAUGAAUAUUCUUAUGGUGAGGAGAAAGAUUCUUUCUCAUCUAGUCAAUUUGAGGACAAAUCCAAGAAAGACAAUGUCUAUGAUCGGCCUUACUUACCCCUUUCUGCAAAAUCAAAAGAAGAUCAGGAUCACCAUGACAACAAAGAUCUUGAGUUCGAGAAGCAAAAAACACCAGAUAUCUUGGCUAAAAAGCCUGGAGAUUCUGUCUCACCGGGUUUCGGCUAUGCUACUACAUCAGUUACAGCAUACUCUUCCUCUUCUUCCUAUAGCCACUCUUCCUCUGCUUCUGCAUCACUCUCCACCAGCCGCCAGUUUGGAGAUGAGCUAGAGACCCCUGCCAGUGCUGGAUAUGAGUACUCCUCCUUUAAAGACGAGCACUCCCUAGUAAUGGAUUCACCGUUCUCAAGUUCCAGUGGGCUGGUUAAAGAUGAGUAUCUGGAGGUGUCAGAAAAGCUCACUCCUGCUGCCACCACAGCUGAGUCCACCUCCAGCCUUGCCAGGUUUUCACCGGUGUCACCUUUUGAGGAGAUCAAACCCUUCCCUGUUCAGUCAAUUGCCACGGCAGAUGACAAGAAAGAACUUGGCAGCUCUGUGAGUGGUGCCUUGGACAAGGGGCCCCAAGGGGCAUGCUUCUACAAACCAGAGUGGGGCGAUGAGUCGGGUUUGCGGUCGGAAUACGGUGCUUCUGGACCUUACAGUCUAUCCCAAUCUGUAGAGAAGGACUUCAUAACAAAAGAUUUGUUGGGUGCUGCAUUGACACCUUGUGCUGGUGUAACAAAAAAACAAUAUAAUGAAGACACUGAGAGCAGUGAAGAGGAAGAGGACUACAUGUGUGAAACCGAACAGGACAAACUGCAAUACCAAAGAUCUCCAUUCACCCCCCAAGCAGACAAGAAAGAUCUGUUUUCUUUGACUGAAAACCUCGCAGUGGACUCAUCUGCCAGCAAGGUAGCCAAACUUCCAGGUGUGCUUACAUAUACUUCUUCAGUUCCACAGCCAAUUAAACCUGAUAGCCCUGCAGCAGUUGGCACAUUGGCGGCACCAGAGGCUGUUGAUAGAGCCACCAAGGUAACGUCAAGCCUGUCAAAAUCUGAAGUGAAAAGUGAGGAAUUUGAACCAUGCAAGUUAAGGAGUCCAUUUGAAUGGGAGAUGCAGCAGCAAAGAGGCAUGUACCCAGGAGCUUCACCUCCUCACUACCGCCAUGAGGAUGAGUAUGAGGAAGAAGAGGAAACGGAGCCCGAGCACCCGCCUCGUCCUCUUUCUCUCACUUCUGCAGAUAAAUCCUUCUCUUCUUCCUGCUAUAAGGAGGACCAGAGAAAGCCUGAUGAUGUAGAUCAGCCGCCUGAUUUGUGUAUGGGUGCCAGCCCCUUCUCGUCUUCAGCAUCCCCUGGUUACUCAUCCUCUGAGUACAAACAGAGGAAGGGAGACAUGUCGCCAUCAUUUAUCAACCCAUGCCUUCACCAUUUCUCCAGUGAUGAGGAUGAAGAGGAAGAAAGAAGCCAGGACGUGGAACAGCAGCAGCCAUCAGGCAAGACCAGAUCCCACAACCAGCCUCAAUGUCGUUCUCACAGGGAGGACAGUGAAUCACAACACCUCUCUGGAGCCAUGGCUGCAGGGUUUGGCCUGGUAGGAGAGGAUACACCCCCAACAUCUGUCAGUGAAUCGCUGCCCUCGCAGACGGAUUCUGAUGUUCCGCCUUCCAACACAGCAGAAGGAAAUGUGGAAUCUGACGAGGAUGCCGAUUACCUCCCCAUGGAUAAAUCAUCUGGAGCCUAUGGUGGGAAGCACUACUCAUCCAGGUCUUCAGAGAAAAACCAUGAUCCACUGCCCUCACCGAUGAUGGACCCAGCGCCUUACCCACCGCAUCCUGAUGUGUGUAUGGUAGACCCUGAGGCCCUUUCCAGCCUUACUGACAAAUCUCAAAAGAAAGACCCGAAGACAAAGGGUUUGCGUAAAUCAAGCAAGUCAAAGUCUCCAGCCAGGAAAGCCGAUGCCAGACACAAGCGGUCCCCCUCAAAGGACUCUUCUCCUCGGACCACGUCACUGAAAAAGAAAGACACAGAAGAUGAUCUGUCCAGGUCAAGUCACAACACUGGCAGAGGACUUGGCAAUGGAAUUAAAAGCAUUUCAGGUCCAAGCUCAGCAAAAUCCAGUUCCACUGUGCCCCCUGGUCCCCCCAUCUAUGUGGACCUGGCCUACAUUCCAAACCACUGCAGUGCUAAAAAUGUCGACCAGGAGUUCUUCAAACGUGUGCGAUCUGCCUAUUAUGUAGUGAGUGGAAAUGACUCCAGCAAUGGAGAGCCAAGCCGUGUUGUCCUGGACGCGUUGCUGGAGGGAAAGGCACAGUGGGGGUCCAAUCUUCAGGUGACACUGAUCCCUACCCAUGACACAGAGGUGAUGAGGGAGUGGUACCAGCAGACCCAUGAGAAGCAGCAGGAGUUGAACAUCAUGGUGCUGGCCAGCAGUAGCACAGUCGUGAUGCAAGAUGAGUCAUUCCCUGCUUGCAAGAUUGAGUUUUAAGUCUGGCGUGGCCUACCAGGUUCACACUUUUACUCUCAAAUGGUCUGUUAUAGUGCUAUCUGUGGUUUAUUCAGAGUAACAAGCCCCAAGCUCUUUGAUUACAUUCUGACCCAUUCAAAUAUUCAAUAUUCCCUGUUUGUGUAAAAACGGUCCUUGUUUUAACAAUUUACUGAUUUACAGAUCAUGUUAUUCUUCAGAAACACACCAGGAGGAUGUGCCUUUGACUUUUGAAAAUUUUCAAGUUUUUCCCUUUAAGUCUUGGUUUGUGAAUUAAGGAAUACACUGGCAAUCUUUUGGUCCAUUUGAUUGCAUUUCAUGUUAUUCGCAGUUACCAUUUUAAUUGCAUGCUGAGUGAUGUCACUAAUAGUACGUUAACACCACCCCUUUAUUUACAAUUAGAUUUAUCAAAGCACAAGUAUACCUCUUUUUUUCUGUUGGAACCUAUAGCAUUUCACUUGAAUACAGCAAUUGGUUUGGAUGAUUUUCUCCCAUUGUUUGAAUAGGUUUAUUCCUCUGUGAUUUACGAAGGCAUCAUUCUUCUAUCCUUCUGCGUGCAGCUUUUGACCUACAUAUAUGGUCUUUGUUUUUCUCUCUCUUUCUCAUACCCUCUCUCUCAUGCCUACGCUCCCACCCACCCAUGCUAAGCCACACAUGUACACAUGGUACACAUGCAAUUGGGUUUUUAUCAAGAUACCAGCCCUUCACAAACUGAUGCCAUCCAGUCUUUCAUAGUUUUGACAGAAGCAGCAUAAUUACCAGUAUUCAGGUGCCAUGAGGUCAGUAGUUUAGUAUGUUUCUGUUUUGACUGUGGUUGGAAAUACAGUACAAGUCAGUGGUUUGCUUAGCAAAUAACAAUGCGCAAUAGCCGUGGUGUCUAAGAUAUCUCCAAUGUAAAUGUGUUCCAUGUGUUCUAAUAACAGUGCUUUAUCAGGCACCUGCUUUUAGGGAGCUUGAAUUAAUUUGUUUAUGCCUACAUACCUUUAAUCAAAUCCAGAGGACCUCACAGACCAAGAAAGAAAUAGUAUAAGUUUUGUCUGAUGUAUAGUUUUUUUGUCUGAUGAGUAAAAGUGAAGAAUAUGGUUUAGAUGUAUGAUUAGGUUCAGUCAGUGUUUACUGAUUAACAUUUAACAUGCUGUAUGAGGUGUACAUUAACAGAGGCGAUUGUUAUUUUGAAUCAUUAUUUUUUAGGUUUUACAGAGAGCGAAGUGCUGUCAUUAUUAUUUUAUUUGUAUUUUUAAAUGUUUUCCAAUUGCAGAAAAUUCUCAUUAAAUUCAGCUGCACUUUAUAGUGUUUUAAAUCCUUUCUUUUAACUUAGUACACUGUAAAUAUGGCUGAGAAAAAUAUUAACUUGAUGGAGGUGGAAACAGCAUGAGACUGAGUCAAAGCCAAAGGAAUGAGUAAUAGAAAAUUAUUCUAAAUGCUGAACAUUUGACUUAUGACCAUUAUAGCGUGAGAUACUUUAUAGAGAGUGUGCAUGGGAAAAACCUGCGUAAGCGUGUAUGAGCUUGAGAGUGGAAGAAAUGAGGAGUCUUUUCCAAUGACUUGGCAGUUGCAGAAUUUCAUUUAGUUUGUUGGGACAGUAAAAAGCACAUGGUGUCAUAGCAACAACGUAAAUGUCUUUGCUAGGGCUUGUGUUUGUCUCUCGUUGUAGUUCAACUCAGUACUAAAUGAGGAUAUAUAUAGAACAUCUGGAAAUAAAGUAUAGUAGUGUUUAAGAUAACAUUUGCCUUUAGAACAAUGUUUGUUUUUUGAUGUCUUCAUUACUCAGCAUUGAUCAAAGGGACUGUAAACAUUUCUCCUAACAAGUGAAAUUGUCCCCAGACUUUAACAAGGCUGAAAGAAUUGCUUAUUUGCAUAUUUUCAACCCUAUUUGCAUAUGAAGUAAACAAAAUCUGAUCAAGUAAUCAACUGAUGUGGUGGUUGCUGUACAAUUAGGUUGUUGUCAGAAUGUAAAAUAUGAGAUUAAAAAAUUUAGCCAUGUAUGAAAUGCAUGCAUGUAUAUUGCUGAAGAAGCAAAAGAGAAAAAAGGCUGAGAAAAAUGCUUUGAUGUGAAACUUUAAUGGCCUAUCUCAGAAUUAAUCAGUUAAACAUUGGUGAGAUGUAAUACAGAACCCUCUGUAAGCCACUCCCCCUCUGAUUUGCUGCAUCACCAUUUCUCUCCCAUAGUUUUUUCCAUUGUGAAAUGCCACAUGGGUGCUUCUGUGCUCCUGUCCAUGUGUUCUAGAAUUACCUUUUAAUUUCUGAUUGUCACAUUGUAUGAUCUUGUUGGGAGCUUAGCCAGACUGCUACAUUUUUAUAAGGCAAAAGUUUUAUUUUGCAAAGCCAAAUAUGCUUUUUUGCUUUUCUUUGGUUUUUUUCCUGAUUUCUUUGUACUGUUAAUUAUUUAUUAGACAAAUGUAUUCAUUUCUGAAAAGUCCCAUGGAGUCCAAACAGCUGGGUCCUGUUAGUUUAGUUCAGAGAAGGUGUCUGGAUUAUUACUUAAAUGUUUACAAUGAGCGGGAACUUUUGAGCUGCUGUUACUUUGAAGUGCUAAGAGGAGGUGCACUCCACUAACAUAGUAUAUCUAAUCAUCCUUUAGUACAACAUGGACCUAAACAAACUGGUCUGACUUACAAUAAAUCUGACAAAGGCAGCAAAUGUUAAGCAGACUACACAAAACCACUAUUCAAAUACACAAACGUACCUGACUGCCAGACUGAGUGACCAAAUCACUGAUUAUAUUUUAUAUUUGAGGUUUGUAAGUGUUUGUUUUUAUUAGCAACUAAACUCAAGCUAGAGAAAAUGAGCAAAAAAAAAAAAAAAAAAAAAGAUGAAAACAGCAGUGUGCUGUGCAAAAAUAUCAUUUAGUUGGAUUCUGCAUUUCCUGCUCAUCAUGGCUGGAUCCAGUCGUUCAAAUAUUGCAUUCACUUCAGCCUAGCUAGUUUCUGCAUGUGAUCUUAAAUUUUAACUUGUAUGUUCUAGCUGAUAAUGAUAUUAAAUGAAGUACUAUUUUAAAGAUAUAUAUUUAAAUGCUAAGUGUCUCAAUGCCACAUAUAGCCCAUUACUUUCUCUGUGCAGUGUUUCAAAGGAGAGACUCUGUACUUUUUUUGUUCAGUUUCCUCAUACCAUUGUUUUAAUUAUUUUUGCAUUUUUUGUUUUUUCCUUACUUAAUUUAUGUGCAAUAUCUUAAGAUUUCUCUAAAUGUAGAUUAUCUACAAGUUUGUUGUAAAAGGGUAAACCUGGUGAUCACCAAUAAAAUACUGUCGUUGGAAAAUCA
Electrophorus electricus (electric eel) is the source of this 11291-nucleotide messenger RNA. RefSeq names its product microtubule-associated protein 1Aa (gene map1aa). NCBI's taxonomy places the organism in Eukaryota, Metazoa, Chordata, Actinopteri, Gymnotiformes, Gymnotidae. Gene Ontology annotation, cellular component: neuronal cell body; microtubule associated complex; cytosol. Gene Ontology annotation, molecular function: actin binding; microtubule binding. The record is from RefSeq and is a predicted model, not a curated record. Gene Ontology annotation, biological process: microtubule cytoskeleton organization; dendrite development; regulation of microtubule depolymerization.